CGCGACAACCAAAACAACGGCCCGGCCCGGCAGCCCUUGCGCCCGCGCCCCGUCGCCACCUUCCCCGCCGCCGCUGCCCGGCGGGGGCCGCUCGGGGCGUGAGGUGGGUGCGGAGACCCCUCCGUCCCGCCGCCGCCGCCGCCAUGAAGCUCCGCGUACGGCUGCAGAAGCGAACGGCGGCCCUGGAGGUGCAGGGGGCGGAGCCAACGCUGGGGGAGCUGCGCGCGCAGCUGCGCCUGGCCCUGCUGCCCGCCUGGGGGUACAGUUCUGAUACCACGUUUUCAAUAACAUUGAACAGAAAAGAUGCUCUCACAGAGGAUCAGAAGACCUUAGCUUCAUAUGGGAUUGUUUCUGGUGAUUUGAUAUGCCUGUUACUAGAAGAGCCACAUGGACAACCCAGCCUACCUCCUCCUCCUGCUACUCCUGCCCUGCUUCAGAAUGGUCAUGAGCCAUCCACCUUGACCCCCAACAGCAGUCCAAGAGAAGGGCAGAAUGAGCAGCCUAACAAUGAGAAGGCUCGGGUGGAAUUUCAAGAGAGUGAUGAGAGGGCAGGAUCCAGCCUAGAAUUUCCUUCUGGAUUAGUUCCAGAAGAUGCUGACCUGGAAGAAGGUGCAGGUUCCUAUCCCUCCGAACCCAUGCUGUGCAGCGAGGCUGCUGAUGGUGAAACACCCCAUUCCUUAGAGAUGCUCUACCUGUCUGCUGAGUGUACCAGUGCCACUGAUGCCUUGAUCGUUCUGGUUCAUCUUCUCAUGAUGGAGACAGGCUAUGUUCCUCAGGGGAUAGAAGCCAAGGCAGUCUCCAUGCCAGAGAAAUGGAGAGGGAAUGGUGUUUAUAAGCUACAGUACACACAUCCCCUUUGUGGAGAAGGUUCUGCUGGUUUGACUUGUGUGCCUCUGGGAGAUCUUAUUGCUAUUAAUGCAACAUUAAAAAUCAACGAAGAGAUUAGAAGUAUUAAGAGAAUCCAACUAUUGCCAUCAUCCUUUGUUUGCUUUCAGGACCCAGAGAAGGUUGCAGGUGUUUACAAAGACCUUCAGAAAUUGUCCCGUCUCUUUAAAGACCAGCUGGUUUACUCUCUCCUGGCUGCUGCCCGACAAGCUUUGAACUUGCCAGAUGUGUUUGGGUUAGUAGUCCUUCCACUUGAGCUCAAGCUUCGGAUUUUCAGACUUCUGGAUGUCCGUUCCCUCAUCUCUCUCUCCGCUGUUUGCCGUGAUCUCUACACAGCUUCCAACGACCAGCUUCUCUGGAGGUUUAUGUAUCUGCGGGAUUUCCGAGAUCCUAUUGCAAGGCCUCGUGACACAGACUGGAAAGAACUAUACAAGAAAAAGUUGAAACAGAAGAGGGAAGCCCUGAGAUGGAGGCACAUGAUGCUUCUACCCCCUAUACCUCAUCCAAUCCCCUUUCAUCCCAACCCAUUCUAUCUUAAUCCCUUUCCAUCCAACCCAUUCCCAUCAAAUCCAAUCUAUCCCCCAAUGAUCAUUGGGGGAGAAUAUGAUGAGAGACCAACACUUCCAUAUGUUGGAGACCCAAUUAACUCACUCAUUCCUGGCCAGGGAGAGGCACCAGGUCAAUUUCCUCCAUUCAGACCACAUUUUGACCCCAUUGGCUCCCUGCCUGGAGCAAACCCUACGCUUCCAGGACGAGCUGGUCCCAGUGAGAGGUUUCCACCUCGACCCAGCCGGGGCCGCCCCAUGGACAUUCGCCGUGCAUUCAUUUGAUCGCUGCUUUUUCCUGCAGGGAGUUCUGUAGUCGCUGAGCUUGCUUUCUAACUGUAGGGGAUUGCAAAUUCCAGGCACUAACAUCUGCCUUCAGAUUGUGUCAAGAACAUGUGUGCAUGGUGAUGUCCCAACCGCAGAGGCUGGGUUUGUUUUGUGCUCUGGUAGUGCUGUGUCACCUGGCACUUAAGGUCUGUUCCUCAAAGAGCUACAACUUAGAGCAGUUUGUUCUGCUGCCCCCCUCCUUGCCCUUAAUCGUCUGUGAAGUGCUACUUAGAGACCAGAAUAACAGCCAAAUCCUUACUGCAUCAGAUAAAGAGCACUUUAAAUACAAA
Molecule: messenger RNA, 2047 nt
Organism: Passer domesticus (house sparrow)
Lineage: Eukaryota; Metazoa; Chordata; Aves; Passeriformes; Passeridae
Gene: FBXO7
Product: F-box protein 7
Exons: 9
Coding region: 144-1715 (523 amino acids)
Biological process (GO): positive regulation of autophagy of mitochondrion
Molecular function (GO): protein kinase binding
Source: RefSeq, a predicted model, not a curated record